Messenger RNA from Toxorhynchites rutilus septentrionalis, 1726 nucleotides. Its product is annotated as transcription factor grauzone-like. The coding region runs from base 196 to 1674 and encodes 492 amino acids. NCBI's taxonomy places the organism in Eukaryota, Metazoa, Arthropoda, Insecta, Diptera, Culicidae. The record is from RefSeq and is a predicted model, not a curated record. The transcript has 5 exons. Gene Ontology annotation, cellular component: nucleus. Gene Ontology annotation, molecular function: RNA polymerase II transcription regulatory region sequence-specific DNA binding; zinc ion binding; DNA-binding transcription factor activity, RNA polymerase II-specific. Gene Ontology annotation, biological process: regulation of transcription by RNA polymerase II.
GUGUGUUUUGACAAAAAGUACCUUGCAUUGUGUACAAAUACCUGCAAGCUACACUGUUUCUAGCUGCACAACAUUUCCUCGCCCCUGGUAAUGUCAAUGCGAUUCCUUGUUUUGAUUUUAUGCUGAGGCAUUUUAUUAUUUAAUGUUUGCCUUUUAAUUCGCGAUGGGCUAUCACUGUACAAACUAAUACAAGUUAUGGCUCAAAUCACGACAAAAAUAGAGGGAUGCGGAAAUAAUUGCCUAACCUGUCUUCAAGAUCCGGGACCCCACUUUGCGACGGUUCAACAUGAGAGUGACCAAACGAUAGCAGAGGCUCUGAGAAGACAUUUCUGGUUCAGCGAAACAGAAAUCAUGAUUGCGAUAAUGUGCUAUCCUUGCCGAGACAAUCUAAGUAACUUCCAUCGAUUUUAUUCUUCGGUAGAAGAAGUGCACAAAAGCCGCGUCUUGAGACCAGAAUUAGUUCAAAUAAAGUGCGAACCGGAAGAAAGUCAAAUUGAGUAUGUGAACAACUACGAAGUGACUCGCAUUCCAACGCCGGAUUUAGCAGAGAUAAAGUGUGAGGAGAAUCAAAUUGAACCGCAAGACGAUGAUAGCUCGACAACGUUUGAAAACGCAACUACUCCGACUGAUGACAAUGAUGAAUCGAUGGUGGAAAGGGAAAACGACAUAUGGGACGAACAGGAGCAGCAACAGGAGCAUAGCUCCAUGCAGUUGUCGAGGAAGGAAGAAUAUUUAAAACAGGAUGAAUUCAUUAGAUCGCAUGUCAAAUACAUCUGCCAGCUUUGUGGCCAAGAUAAUCCAACUUUUACAUCGUUCCUAAAGCAUUCGUUGGAAGUUCACGAAACGAAAUCGGCAUAUGUGGCAUGCUGCGGGAAGAAGUAUUACCACAAGGUUCGCUUGUAUCACCAUGUGCAACUUGUCAAUGAACCGGACAUGUUCAGAUGCAAUGAAUGUCACAUCAAUUUCAGCGAUUCAGAAGGGAAAAAACGGCAUUUAAAGAAGUAUCACCCGACGGGAGAAGGACAAAACUUUCAAUGCAGUCACUGUCCUAGAAGCUUCUCCGUCGAGUAUAAAUAUAAUAUGCACCUUCAAGACCAUACCGAUUCGGAUGAAAAAAGUUGGAAAUGUGAAUUCUGUGGAAAAAUUUACAAGGAUCGUUAUAUAUUGAGUAGUCACAUCAAACAAAAACACACCGAAGCCACCAAACAUGUCUGCAGUGUUUGCGGCAAGGGUUUUCAUCGCAAAACACUGUUCCUGCGGCACAAGCUGGAACAUGAGAACCCUUCGGAGCUGAAAAUCCAGUGUCAGGUUUGUAUGCGAUGGUGGAAAAAUCGGGACAGCUGGCGCCGGCAUAUGCGUCAACAUCUGGGAACAGAAGCAACGUGCGAUGUCUGUGGCCACGUUUCUCCCCAUCAACACGCACUGACUGCCCACAAACGAAUACAUCACAGUGGGAAAAAGCCAGAAUUUGCUUGCAGCUAUUGUCCGAAAACAUUCCCGAGACCCAUUAGGCUGAAGGAACACGUGGCAGCCCGGCAUACGGGGACUCCCCUGUACAAGUGUCCGUUCUGCGAGUGGACCGUAAGCUCGAGCAAUGGUAUGACCUCACACAAGAAGACAAAACAUCCGACCGAGUGGUUGGAGGAGCAAAACCGGAAGUACUAUACCAAAUGAUUAUGUUACUAUAAUAUUAUUAUGUAAAUAUAACCCUGAAACAUAAAAGAAG